AUGAGCUCAUCUCAUCCCGAAACGGAUGCCAGGAAUAGAGCGACAGUUGGAGUUUUCUCAUGGAAAGCCGGGGCGCUCUUUAUUGCAACUGGUGCAGGGCUGUACUAUUAUUUUACCACAGAAAAGGCCAAACUCGAGGAACGUAAACGGCAAGAAGCCGCCGACUCCAAAGUCGGGCGACCCAAAGUCGGUGGCCCCUUCCAGCUAGUGUCACAUGAGGACAAACCAUUUACCCAUAUGGACCUACUUGGUAAAUGGUCUCUGAUAUACUUUGGAUUUACACGUUGCCCAGACAUUUGCCCGGAGGAGUUGGAUAAAAUGGGGGAAGUGGUAGAUGCUAUUGAUGCCUCGCAUGGUCCGAUCGUUCAGCCUGUUUUCAUUUCGUGCGACCCUGCGAGGGAUACUGUGCCGAUUGUGAAGAAAUAUAUCGCCGAAUUUCAUCCUCGACUUAUUGGGCUAACUGGUACAUACGAACAGGUCAAGGCUGCCUGUAAAGCAUACCGAGUAUACUUCUCCACCCCGCCGAAUGCUUCUCAAAACGAUGACUAUUUGGUGGAUCAUUCGAUUUUCUUUUAUCUGAUGGAUCCGAGGGGUCAAUUCGUGGAUGCGUUUGGGAAAAGCCAGACAGCUGAUAUGGUUAGAGAGAAGGUGGACAAGGCAAUCAGGGAGUAUCCUUAA
This is a messenger RNA of Rhizoctonia solani, 678 nucleotides long. RefSeq lists its product as uncharacterized. The transcript has 4 exons. Gene Ontology annotation, biological process: mitochondrial respiratory chain complex IV assembly; intracellular copper ion homeostasis. Gene Ontology annotation, cellular component: mitochondrial inner membrane. The coding region runs from base 1 to 678 and encodes 225 amino acids. NCBI's taxonomy places the organism in Eukaryota, Fungi, Basidiomycota, Agaricomycetes, Cantharellales, Ceratobasidiaceae. The record is from RefSeq and is a predicted model, not a curated record. Gene Ontology annotation, molecular function: copper chaperone activity; copper ion binding.